Molecule: messenger RNA, 2000 nt
Organism: Cyprinodon tularosa
Lineage: Eukaryota; Metazoa; Chordata; Actinopteri; Cyprinodontiformes; Cyprinodontidae
Product: macrophage-expressed gene 1 protein-like
Exons: 2
Coding region: 9-2000 (663 amino acids)
Biological process (GO): defense response to bacterium
Source: RefSeq, a predicted model, not a curated record
AAGGCAUCAUGAAGUCUGCUCUGAAAGUCUUAGGCGCUUUUACCUUUUUGCAUAUCUGCUUCUCUAGUCCCGUGCGUCGUCCAACCAACUGGCUCAGACAAUGCCGGGCCUCCACGAACAUCUCCAUCACAGCCUUGGAAGUCCUGCCAGGAGGAGGCUGGGACAACCUUCGUAACCUGGACAUGGGUCGAGUGAUGAACCUAAGCUACUUUCAAUGCCAAACAACUGAGGAUGGGCUCUACUUCAUCCCAGAUGAGGUGUUUGUCAUCCCACAGAAGGAGACUGGCUUGGAGACCAACUCUGAGAUAAUCAGCUCCUGGCAGGAGCAGAAAAGCACCACAUCUCACUCCAUAAACUCGGACGUAUCAUUCUACUCCAUCCUUAAUGGCAAAUUUUCUCUAGAGAGCACAAGAAUGAAAUCCCAUCAAGUCAAAGAUUCAUCAACAACAGCCAGAGUGCAGGUUCGCAAUUUGAUCUACACUGUUAAAGCCUACCCAGACUUCACACUGGAUUUCCGCUUUACCCAGCAAGUCAAAGAAAUUGCAGACGCAAUUGAAAACAAUCAGACAAGGAAUGCAGACUAUCUCUCAGAGAAGAUGGUGCUGGACUAUGGAACCCACGUUAUCACCAGUGUAGAUGCUGGGGCUUCUCUGGUGAAAGAAGACUAUCUUCGUCUUUCAUAUGUGUCAGUUAAUACUUCAGACAAUGUAAACAUCAAAUCACAGGCUGCAUUCAAAUUUUUUGAUGAUCUGAAAUUUGAUAUUAGCAGUGAGUCUAGCCAUCAAAGCUCAUCCCAAGAAACAUAUCAGUACAACAACAAUGUUCAGUACUCGCUAAUUAAAAGCCAUGGGGGCAUACCAUUCUAUCCUGGGAUCACUCUGCAGAAGUGGCAGGAAAGUACCAGAAAUAACUUAGUUGCAAUCGACCGAUUUGGAUUUCCUCUUAGCAAUUUCAUAAACAAAAACACUUUCCCUGAUCUGCCAGAACCUACAGUUGGCAAAGUAGCUCGUAGAGUGAUAAAAGCAAUAGAACGCUACUACAAGAUCAACACCCGUCCUGGCUGCGUUGACAUCACCUCCAAGAACUUCAACUUUCAGGCCAAUAUUGAUGAUAAUUCCUGUGAGGGCCCAGCCACCAACCUCAGCUUUGGGGGGGUCUACCAGGAAUGUACACAACUCACCCGAGAAGCAGGUGUACUUUGUGAUGCACUAGCCCAAAAAAACAUAGGGACAGGUAACAUGUCUUGCCGCUCACCUUACAAUUCAACUUUGUUGCGAUCAGAAAUUAGACAGCAGGGUUACAGUUCAUAUGAAUGCCACACAGAAAGGGAUGAUUGUUUUUUAUUCUUUAAUUGUGACAGGCAGGUUUGCGGCAAUGUGUAUCGUGUUCGCUCUGUUCGUAUAGAUACCUACUGGUGUUCUGUGAAUGGAUUAGCUCCAGAAUAUUCUGGAUAUCUGUUUGGAGGAAUAUACGGUCCCUCCUUUUUAAAUCCCAUCACUAGGUCCAAAACCUGUCCUCCAAACUUCAUCCCAGUAAAGUUUCUGUCUGAUGGCCAAAUAAUCUGUUUAAGUAAUGAUUAUGAAACUGGUACCAGAUACUCUGUACCAUUUGGAGGUCUCUUCAGCUGUCAGUCUGGUAAUCCACUGGCUAAAAACCAAAACAGAUGUCCUCCCAAAUUCAGUCAACACCUCGCUACAGUAAGCGAUGGAUGUGAAAUUCUUUACUGUGUCCAGUCUGGAUUAUUCACAGGAGGUGAGCUGCAACCAAUCCGUCUUCCUCCAUUUACCAAACCUCCACUUGUCAGCAUGCAUGUUACAAACACAGUGAUGGUGAUGACUGAAGGAGAGAAGAAUUGGGUCAGGGUGGGCCCCACUAAAGCAUGGAGACUUGUGAAGCCAGAGGAAAUCCAGAACCUUGCUCGAACAUUCAACCCAGGAUCAAAUCCAGGAUCAAAUCAGCCCUCUUCGUCUCUCAACACAACAAAAGAUACAGGGACAUAA